Mitosporidium daphniae is the source of this 1350-nucleotide messenger RNA. Its product is annotated as TrmA family RNA methyltransferase. The transcript has 5 exons. Gene Ontology annotation, biological process: RNA processing. Lineage: Eukaryota; Fungi; Microsporidia. The record is from RefSeq and is a predicted model, not a curated record. Bases 1 to 1350 code for a protein of 449 amino acids.
AUGAUUUUAGGGCAAAGCUCUUCUUCUCAUUCCAAGGACUAUCCCUUUUCUAUUCAAUCAGAGGUUGAGGUUGAUAUUCUUGACCGCUCUUGGCUGAUUUUGGUCCCGCUUUCACUUCCUGGGGAACGGGUUUUGGCAAAAAUUACGGCAAAUGGGCCGGGCUUAUCAACGGCAAGGCUGAUGUCCCUAAUUUCACGGCCAUCUCCGAAAAGAAACAAGCCAAAAUGCCUUCAUUUUGGGGAAUGCAAUGGCUGUAAUCUGCAGCAUCUCCAUUACGAGGAGCAGCUUCGUUUGAAGGAGGCAUCUGUGAAGGCAAUCUUUUCUAAAAUUUGCUGCGGAGAUAAACCGGUAUUUCGGCCCAUUCUUCCGUCUCCUCUGCAAUAUGGAUUCCGAAACAAACUAACGCCUCAUUAUACCAGAUCUAACCGUACCCCACCGGGCUUCAUAUCAAAUAUUGGGUUCAAUGGCGUAGAUGGCAAGGUGGUCGAUAUUAAGUCAUGCUCGGUUAUCGAUCCUUCGAUCAACGAAGCUUAUCAAAAUGUUAGAAAAGCUCUUCAUGAGAGAUGGCAAAAUGUUAACAACCCACCCCAAAAUAGCGGGGCCACCUUAUUGCUUAGGAGAAAAGUGUCCAUUGAUUGCAAGCCGGUUCCUAUGAUUCUGUCCGCAGAUGAUGUUAGUGAGAAGGCGCAACAUGAAAAGGUGUCCAUUGUUUUGGGAAACGGUCCAGACAUUAUUUGUAGCGAAGUCAUUGACGGGGUAAAGUUUUCCUACGCUGCCUGCAACUUUUUUCAGACAAAUCCAAAGGCCGUCACUGAAUGUAUCCGCAUCUUGAAAAAGGAAUUAAGAGAAAAUUACUCACAUUUGACCCACCUUCUUGACAUUUAUUGCGGCGUUGGCCUCUUUGCUAUACUGCUUCAAUCGAUUUUUACAAAGAUCAUUGGAAUCGAGUCGGAUCAAAGAUCUGUUCAAUUUGCGCGGCUGAAUGCCAAAAAUAUUCCUGGCGAGGAUAGGACCAUCUCAAAAACGCUACCGUUGAGGUUUCUUGCCGGAGAUGCUGCCUCCUGGCUUUCGAAUCCAAAGCUUUUUUCUUUCCUGCCGGCAGACAAAACGGUAGUCAUUUUAGACCCACCAAGGGUGGGGUGCACGGACUCCUUGAUUAAUUGUCUGCUUGAAUAUCAACCUCAGCUAAUUAUUUAUGUUUCCUGUUACCCUUUGACACAGGCAGCAGACAUUUCAAAGCUCCUUUCCUUAUAUCAGGUUAAAUAUGUCCAGCCAAUGGACUUUUUCCCCCAAUCCCACCAUGUGGAGAAUAUGGCCUUUUUAGAAAAAAGGCCAUCGGCUCAGUUCUGA